Messenger RNA from Pocillopora meandrina, 22746 nucleotides. The record is from the annotation of a GenBank genome assembly. NCBI's taxonomy places the organism in Eukaryota, Metazoa, Cnidaria, Anthozoa, Scleractinia, Pocilloporidae.
AUGAGUGACCUUGCCAAGCAAUUUCAUGGUGGAACCGUUUACCAAGCGUUCCUAAGUGCCACCAGUUAUCACCGAUGGCACAGUCCUGUGUCGGGCGCCAUUUACAAGAUAGAACUCGUGGAUGGUUCUUAUUAUUCUGCAACCCACGACAUCCAGGAUGACCCUACAUCGCCCAACAUGUCACAAGCAUACCUAGCCCAAGUAGCUUCCAGAGGUAUUAUCUACAUUAAAGCUGACAAUCCCGAUAUUGGCUUGAUGUGCUUCGUAUCAAUCGGUAUGUCAGAGGUGUCUUCCAACGAAAUCACCGUUGAAGAAAAGGAUAAAGUGAAGAAAGGUGACCAGCUCGGCAUGUUUCACUAUGGUGGGUCCACGCAUCUACUGAUAUUUCGCCCUGGAGUAAAUAUCAAGUUCGAUACGAGAGGUCAAACGCCAGGUUUGGAUACUAAAAGUAUUGCAGUUAAAUCGAAAAUUGCAACCGUACAUCCAUCAAUCUAAGCUGAUAUGUAGAAAUAAAGCAAUGCAAGACUGUAAAAAUAAAUAUUUUAGCUUAUUUUAGCAUUUGUGAUGGGAUUUUUAAAGGUUUCUGAACUCACAUAUGGAUUGAAAGAUAUUAUCAUGCUUUACCGAAAGUGCAAUAAUAAUAAACCUAAUCCUCGAUGUGCACAUUACCACUUAGUUAGUUUCUGAUAUGUAGAAAUAAAGCAGUGCAAGACUGUUAAGGGCUUGGAUGUUUUGCUUUCAACUGUUCUUGUUAAAAAAAAACACAUUCCUGACAACACAACAACUCACCUAGAGAACAAAUUCUAGCCUCGAGCGAAACUAUUUGGUCCACUUUUAGUAACCCAAUUGUCAAUUGUGUGCUAAUCCAACCGUCUGAAUACUAGGCCAAAAUUAAUUAGGAUUUUAAAGGCAUUCAUUCUCAAUGCAUUAAUCCUCGGUGUGCACAUUACCACUUAGUUGAUUUCUGAUAUGUAGAAAUAAAGCACUGCAAGACUGUUAAGGGCUUGCAUGUUUUGCUUUCAACUGUUCUUGUUAAAAAAAUCACAUUCCUGACAACACAACAACUCACCUAGAGAACAAAUUCUAGCCUCGAGCGAAACUAUUUGGUCCACUUUUAGUAACACAAUUGUCAAUUGUGUGCUAAUCCAACCGUUUGAAUACUAGGCCAAAAGUAAUUAGGAUUUUAAAGGCAUUCAUUCUCAAUGCAUUAAUCCUCGGUGUGCACAUUACCACUUAGUUGAUUUCUGAUAUGUAGAAAUAAAGCACUGCAAGAGUGUAUUCAAACAAUCAGCUGUAAUCCUAAAAGAGGUGCCAGUUUUUUAAUUCCUGGACUCCUUCCUAUUUGGUGGGUAUUUUCGUUGCUCAGCCCAUUCCUUGUCUUUCUUGCGCAUUCGACAAGAUUAGAAAACUAAGCUGAACGUACCCGAACGUGAUUAACAAUCACCAAUAUUUGCUCCGAAAUAUUUGUUUCGAAGGAAACUAUAGGUUUACAUGAGGAUAAGGUUUUCUACGCCUUUAGGGAGAAUGAGGUAGUCGGUUAGUGACCACCAAAAAACAAAUCGGUCAGCCAGCCCACAGAAGAUCUCAAGCUACUGAAGGGAAGUAGAGAUCAAUCAGAGAGACAGACAGACAGACAGACAGACACGCGAAAUAAAGACGGAUGGACUGAUUGAGAGGCGAAGGGAUAGACUGGCUUAAGGACGGCAGAACGGACGGAUGGCUGUAGCUUGGUUGCAGAAUUCUUCAACUGAAAAUCUGUAACCCCUAAACUCCAAGAUCUCAUUACUUAUUCUCCUUACUUUCUGCUUUACAAUUUUUAUGAUGUCUAUUUGGAGAAUGUGGUAAUGGAACAACUAAUAAUCCCCUUAUUGAUAUUUUUGUUUUUUCCCAUCACUUCUAGGCCUGAUAUGGUCUUGUUAUUUAGCCUGCGUUGCUGGUGGUUUGCGGUCUUGUGGGCGGAGAAAAAAACCGCAGACCGCCGGCAACGCAGGCUAUUUGUUAUUGUGAGGAAAAAUUUUUCUAUUGGUUACUCAUGGGAGGUAAAGGGUCAAACAAAAUUAAGAAAAUUUAGCCUUACAAGAUUACAUUGACCUAAAUCAGUGAAAGUCACAGGGAAUUAGUUUGUUGCAAUAUCCACGAGCUGCAUGCCUUGAAUGUGCUUUAGAAUGUCCUGGGAACUUAAAGAAACAUACUGUCACCAUCCGGGGGAGGGGAGAAAAGGGUGAAGGUGUAGCUACCAUUUACGCGCCACAAGUUAAAUUAUGAUGUGCUUUGCGUGCGUACAACGUUUCCCGACCCUUCUUUCUUAUGUCAGUUUAAAAGCGUUGUUGUCUCUCAGUUUUAAGGCUUUAUAACCGACAUGUCCCUCUCGAUUGAUUUUCGUGACAUUAGCCUUAUGGACCUUUGAACAAAAGUUAUUUGGAUGUUAGAUUUAAAUGAUUUGGAAAUAGUGAAACAAAGUAGUUGAUAAGAUGGUCGCAUUCUAUACUUGUGGACAUUAGAUGAAGUUAACUUGUUUAUUAAUCGAUUAACUGUAUCCUAAGUUAAUGCAUAAAGGAGGUAAGUUUCUAAAGAAACUGUGGUGCUGCGUCGGUGGGAGAGUAUGACAGGGUGAUUUAGUGUUAUCAAUUCAGUUGAUAACGUCAAUUAGCCACCUUAAAGAGUUCAGUUCAAAAGCGUUCAAACUCUCUACAGUGGCGCUAUCAAGUCAGCUGAUAACACUAAAUUGCUAAGUUAAUGUAGGCUAAUUGUUGGAAGCUAGUUGUGACCGUUUCGGAAUUUUGCCAACUUGUGGAAAAAAUUAUUUGUCAUUAUCAACGAUGGUUUGAGUUUACGACGUUAACACUUAAUCUGCGUGAUAGGUGAGAAGGAGUACUGGUUAAUAGAGGUAUAUGGUGCCCCCAGAUAUGUGGUUUUUAAGCCGUUCUGGUACAAAGACAGGUCGGUGUACAUUUUUACCAUUUUGGUUUAAAAUAAGGUAUAGUUUUCAAGAAAACCACACAAGUGUGUAAACGUAAUUGAUUUUUCAACAUGAAUCAAAGUGAAACACAAGUAUGAAAAAUAUAUUUUUGGGUGAUUUUUGUAACUUCUUAACUUCGGCACUGAUACAAGCCUUUUCAAAUUCUUCUACAACAUAGCGUAAAGGAUUCUCAAACCAAACAAAAUUUGUCUGGUGUAGAAUUAGAGGCCAGGUACAAAACUAAAUAUAGAAAUAGCACUUCUUAUAUCUGAAAUAGGGUCUGGGUAGAUAAUCCCUGCCAAACAUCCCGAGGCGGAUCUUCCUCCCUAUCGGGGGUGGCAUCGUGACGACCUGAGUGGAGCUUAACUUUUAUCUUUAAAAAUCUCAUUACAAUGAAUUGAAAAAAGUUUAUCCAGCAAGAAUUUAGCACCUAUGAGCAUUGAUUUGAAACAUCGAGAAUCGGCCGAAAAAAUGAAAUAGCGAGUAUCUUCUCAUUUGGCCCAAUGACCCCUUCGGGUAAACUUUGUUUGCGCAAGGCCCAUAUUUGAACCAUUUUGCUCCUAAACUGGGCCAGUCUGGUUAAAUAUUGGCAGUAUUAAAAUAAACCAAUUAAUCGUGUUUAAAGCAACAUACAGUGUACUACCCAUGAAAGGUUGAAAAUUCGGCCGUUCACACGGAGCCCAAGGAAGUUUUUAUUACUCUUUGUCCAGUCUCUUGGAUGUGUCCAGAAGAAGUUUGUUCAGUAGCCUACGUGUAGCCCUACCCUCCCCCACCUCCCAGGUGAAACGGAGGCGACGGAACGUUUACGCAAACCUGACACUUUUCGUGUUCAGUGACUUCAUUCCAAUUUAUGCAAAAUAAUGCCAUUUUUGCGAAGUGGCACGUGUUAGCGUGAUGGUUAUCGAGAUAAGCAACAACACUGAAGUGAAUUCAUUUUCCAUUUUUCAGGUAAAUUUGAAAUUCAGCGUCCGAUUUCAAAUAAAUAUUUUGCUUUAAGGAUAUAGGGAAAGAUUAUGAGCGACUUUUGGUAUAGAGUAAGAAGAGGACGAUGUUCGAUUAGCAUCGCGCUUAUGAAAUGCACGCGGUUUCUGCUUGCAUUUGUAAACAGUGCCACGGUCGACGAAAAAAGUUGGAUCAUUUGCCGCAGUCUCAAGGUUUUUAAAGAUUUCUUUAAGAGAAAGUCACACUACAAGCGUGAAGAAAGAGUGAUUUUUUUCUCAGCCGAAAGAAUCGCUGCAAGAAACAACUACCUUUAAAUUGAUUAAGUGACUCAACGUCCGGCAGCCUGACACGUACUUAAUAGCUUCGCAACACCGUUCGCAAAGAGACCGAAGGUUAAAGGCGGACAGUCCUUUUGGCCCAAACACAUUACGAUAGUGCACCUGGUCUUUUGCGAGAGCUUUAACGGGCGGCACAAUAGACAUAGUGACCAGUUUCUUCUAAAGAAGAGAGAUGAUCGGUCACUGGCGCUGCUUGAUAUAUUAAAGAUUUUUCAUAGCCAAUUGAUAACGAAAUGGAGACAUCGUUACCUUCCAAAAACAUAUUUAUGACUUUCUGCUGUUCAUCUUGAGAUGUCUCUAUCCCAAAAGUCGUGCAAACUUGCCUUAAAACCUAGUCGUACAUCGCUGUUGUCUGAAAAGUUGACCAUCAAAGACUUCUGUUCAACGUCCGGUUCGUUAGUUUGAAAAUAAAUUACCAAUUCUAGCCAAUCAGAAUUGACGAAAAAAUCGGCAAGAGAGGUUAACCAAUGAAAAGUCAUUAUACAUUUUCUUGCAAGAGUGACAUCACAGAACACGAUCACUUUUGGGGGGGGGAGGGGGAAAGGGGAGGGUACGGCUACACGUAGGCUGGGUCAGUGGUCACCAAAACGCUUUUUCACAUAAGAAAUCGAAUUAAUAAAAAGCACCCCGUGUCAAUGUCUAUGCAAUAGUGACGUAUUGUUUGCACAGAUGGGUUUGCAGAAACAAAAAGGCUUUGAUAUACUAACUUACGAGCAUGUAAUAUCUAUACUUGUCUAAGCUGACAUUGAUUGACGAUGCUUGGAAUAAAAAUAAUCUUAUCAGGUGCACUAAGAACUAAGCUUUUUUUCUUUCGUGUGAAGGCGUUGUUUGGAAUAUGAUGUUUUGAGCAGGAAUGUUUGAAAAGUAUAUUUCGAUAUUUCACCACUUCGAUUCUCAAGAAAAGCUAAUGUGGUAAAACAGGAGUCAGUUAAACAAGCGUCAUAAACGUUACAGGUUCAAGAAGUGGAACACGUCUACUCAUUAUAAGAUGUGAUAGAACUCUCAUUUAAACUGCGUUUGGCUACGAAUUAAUUGUAUCUUACCGCCUCAACAUAUUUCGAAUGUGAUCCAGGUUGACAUUUAUGUUAUUAUCCACAGACUACUUACUGGAGGACUAUUGAAAGCCAGAAUGUUCUUGCUCGAGAUAAUUUGUCUUUGGUCAAAUCCCACAAUGAUCCAAACAAAGACACCCAUCUCGGAUAUUUAAACAGACAACAAAGAGUGUCUAUUUCGGUGAACCACUUCUCAGUUCAAAGUAAUAAAGUUCAAGAAAAAAUGACCCCUCAGAAAGUGAGUGAAACGCAGAAAUUUCCCUAUUCCUGUAUACUCCGAUAAGAUAAUCUUCAUGUGGACGUUUCCAAAAUGUUUUACCUUGUUUAGGUCACGCGGAACAUAGGAUAAUGCCUUUCACACUCCGGGAUGUUACCAAUGGAGGCCAACCCUCAACAACCUGUCGAUGGUCACGGUAUGAAAGAGGCCUGUCAUCUAAACAAAGGGAUUUUAUCCUUAUCAGGCAGGAAAAAUUUCCAGACAAAGGCUUCUCAAGCGCAGUUCCACACACACGCAUUCCAAGUUUUGUUUUUAACCAUCUCAAUAAGUUUUGCUAAAUCAUGUCUAAAACUCAAAAGAACGCUUCUUAUCCGUUUCAACUACUCUUCCAACUAACCUUGUUACGACUUGUGAGAAAGAAGUUUUUGAGAAUUGAUAAGUCAUCAAGUUCCUGUUUGUCUAACGACAUAGAGCGUCUAUUUCGGUGAACCAUUUCAUUCCACCGUAAUCUACAGUUCAAGAAAAAAAUGACCCUUCAGAAAGUGAGUGAAACGCGGUAAUUCCCUUAUUCCUGCGUACUCCGUUUAGAUAAUCUGCAUGUAGACGUCUCCAAAAUGUUUUACUUUGUUUAGUUCACGUGGAGCAUAGGAUAUGUCUUUCACACUCCAGAAUAUUGCCAACAGAGGCCAGGCCUCAAUAACCUGUUGAUGUUGACAGUUUGAAAGAGGCUUAUCUCCCGUACAAAGCACUUUUGUCCUUUGUCAGGCAGGAAGAUACAAUUAAUUCCUUUCAUCUAGACAAAACGGUUUCCAGACAAAGGCUUCUCAAGCACAGUUGCGCGCAUUCCAACCUCACUUGCGCCUGCGCGAUGAAAUGGAUAUUGCAGUUAAGAGUGUGUCCACGAAAUCACCGGGCAGUCGUGCUACAUGCCAUCUCACUGAUUUCAAUGAAACUUUGCCAGUUCAAAGGGUCUACCCCAACACUCAAAAAGACUAACUGAUUUCCGUUUUGGUUUUUACCGGGGGGAGAUAGACCACACCCCCGGUUUUUCUUGGUUUUCACCGGGAAAUCGCUUCAAAAUAGUUAAAAUGUAUGAAGCUCUCACUGCCAUGGUGUUUAACCAAUUACUCUGAGGGUUUGCAUACAUAUUUUUACAUCCUUAGAUAAUGUCCGCCGCAAGUAUCAGUCAAUUUGAUUGACGGCUUGUCAAUUUGAUUGACGGCUUGUCAAUCAACAGAGGCAAAUGAACGGCUGUGUUUUUAGACUUUUCAAUUCAUCCAAAUAUUUGACAACUUUGAGGUCAAAUAUCUCUCGUUGCCAGAAAGCUACAACACUAAUCUUAAUUACCCUUUAUAACCCAUCAUUUCAUUCUCUGAUUAUUUGCUUGCUUCGAUCGUAAAAUAUUUGCAUUUUUUUUCAAGCAUUCUAUAACUACAUAUAAAUCUACAUCUCUCUAGAUCGAGUGUUGCCGACGUUUAAUUGCGUGACUUGUAAAAUUUAUUAAGAAUGAGCCAGCGGUAUUUUGACCAGAAGGCUUCCUGCAAAUUUCCCUUGAUGAAAAAAUCCCAAGACAUAAUCAGUUGUUUUCGUGAGCAAAGACAUUAAAUAUGAAAGAAAAGUGAGAUGCAAAGGUCUUUAUUUAUUAAUUUUUUUUAGCUUAAUAGCAGCUGUACCCUCUCUUGCAAUCUUCGUCUAAAUUUUGCAAGGUCCCUCCCUAUCUUCUGCCUUGUUCGGUCAGUUUCGACUGAAGCUAGAUCACCGGCAUCGGAUCGGCCUCUUCUUCCUCAUUCAUAUUUACAGAGGGGGACCUCGUCAAUAAACCAAUUUUUGUUACGGCAGAUAACCGGCUGAAGUAUCGAGUGAUUUGCUGCUCUAUCAACCACUCAGUCUCAGACAACAUUUCUGGCUGGUGUCGUCUCUUAAACUCGAUAUUUGGGAAGCCACAUUAGAGGUGGUUGCUUUACUAGUUUCCUCCCCUGUCCAGCUCACGUCUAGGAGAUAAUUCUUUGCUUUCUGAGAAAAGGUGGCUGUUUUUUUGUGCUUUCCAAAGAACCUAUCCAAAGUCCACCAGGCUAGUUAGGGAUUGCUCGUCAGAAUUUUACCUGAGGUCUGACCUUGAACGUAGCCACCCCCUAUAAAACGGCAAGCUGGUCUUCGUCCAUUUCCUCUUGAUCUUAUCAUAGGCGGAAUUUUUUGUCACCUUCACUGUGUUUGCCUUUGUUAGGGUGCUUUUGGACGGCAGCCAAUGACUAAAACGUCUUGAUACAUCCUUUCUCUUAGCAAGAAUACCUCGCUUUCUUGUUCUGUCUGUGACGGAUUGGGUAUAGUUCUCGCGAUGACCCACGUUCAGAGAUCUGUGCACGUUGCUGAUAACCACCCGCGUUUACGAUUAGUUUGCUGAAGGUUUUUAGUGUGAUGAGCCUAGUGAGACCGUGAGGUGCUCCAAACUGUGCUAGUUGGUCUGCGCUAUAAACUUGUCGCAGUUCUAAAGUCAGAGGGAGGAUCGCCCACCUCUAGUUAUGUGAGCGCCUCUACAGUACCUGCGUAUCCCUGGCAAUUAUAUGAUAUAAAGUUCAUCUCAGUCACAAAUCACCAGUUAGCAAAACUGAUGUUCAGAUAAGCACUCUUCUUGCCCUUCUUCCUUAUUCAUUGCCGACUUUAAGAUAGCAGUUACGGUACGCGUUCUAUUAGGUUUAUAGUCACCUUGCCACUAGGAAGACUCGCCACCAGCUUUGAUUUCUUCUGCCAUCUUCAGAUUCACCUCUCUCUCAACUUUACGUCUCCGAUUUUUUAUAAGGAGGAUACUGGCAUUUACGAACCUGAAGGUCUGAAUCUCACACCAAGUUGUGCACGAUAUUUGAGGCACAUCGCUACAAAUACUAUUUCCACGUGGAAUUUCUUGAUGGUGGAAAGUGGAAAAAACAUUUUCCAGUCUUAUUUUCUGGAAACAUGGCGCAGUAAAUUAAUUCCAUGGGGCUAUUGAUAUUUCCUAUCAAAUAAAGGGGGCAGAGUUUUCCGUCAUCCGCGGUCUGGAAAAGCCGAAGUUGUUACACACGGAAACUUGUACGUUAACAAGCAGGCGACAUGUGACUUUAAAAUCUCCACUCCUGUUACAGUUUCCUUAUUGUGAACUGCGAGAUAAUGAUAAUAAACAAUCAAAUUAUAGACAAGUGAAUGUUUUGUUCUGUACAAGAGCCCUAUUUCCUGAUUUUAGCAAAUCUUCAAAGUAAUAAACGAAAGAAGAAAGAAACGCUACGAUUUUCCCAUCGAUUUUUCGCCUACCUGCAUAAUUUGUUACUCGAUCAAUUAGUAAUCUCAUAUUUGAUAUUUUUCUUUAUUCUCACUACUUGUCUGUAUGAUAUUGUAUAGAUAUAGUAAGGAGAAGUUCUCCCUUGGUCACUCGCGGGAGUUAAAGGGUUAAAAGCGUUGUUGUCUCUCAGUUUUAAGGCUUUAUAACCGACAUGUCCCUCUCGAUUGAUUUUCGUGACAUUAGCCUUAUGGACCUUUGAACAAAAGUUAUUUUGAUGUUAGAUUUAAACUUUUUGGAGGUAGUGAAACAAAGUAGUUGAUAAGAUGGUCGCAUUCUAUACUUGUGAACAUUGGAUGCAGUUAACUUGUUUAUUAAUCGAUUUGUUGCAGAAAAGCGAGCCUCUCCUAAGUUAAUGCAUAAAGGGGGUAAGUUUCUAAGGAAACUGUGGUGCUGGUUCGGUGGGAGAGUAUGACAGGGUGAUUUAGUGUUAUCAAUUCAGUUGAUAACGUCAAUUAGCCACCUUAAAGAGUUCAAAAGCGUUUAAACUCUUUACACUGGCCAAUUUGCGCUAUCAAAUCAGCUGAUAAUACUAAAUUACUAAGUUAAUGUAGGCUAAUUGUUGGAAACUAAUUGUGACCGUUUCGGAAUUUUUCCAACUUGUGGAAAAAAUGAUUUGUCUUUAUCAACGAUGGUUUGAGUUUAAGACUUUAACGCUUAAUCUGCGUAAUAGGUAAGAAGGGGUACUGGUAAUUAAUAAGUUAUAGAGGUAUAUGGUGGCCAAAGAUUUGUGGUUUUUUUAGCCGUUCUGGUACAAAGACAGGUCGGUGUACAUUUUCACCAUUUUGGUUUGAAAUUAGGUAUGGUUUUCAAGAAAACCACACAAGCGUAUAAACGUAACUGAUUUUUCAAAAUGAAUCAAAGUGAAACACAAGUAUGAAAAAUAUAUUUUUCUACUGUUUUUUUGGAUGAUUUUCGUAACUUCUUAACUUCGGCAUUGAUACAAGCCUUUUCAAAUUCUUCUACAACAUAGCGUAAAGGAUUCUCAAACCAAGCAAAAUUUGUCUGGUGGGGAUAUUAGAGGCCAGGUACAAAACUGAUUAUUGAAAAAGGCACUUUUUUUAUCUGAAAUAGGGUCUGGGUGGAUAAUCCCUGCCAAACAUCCCGAGGCGGAUCCCCCUCCCUAUCCAGGGGAUAGCAUACCUGGCUGCUUCAAAACGCCCCCAGUGGAAAUUUAGUUCGCGCAUUUCUGAUUGACAUUUUCAAUUUGAAACCGCUGAAAAUGUACGUUUAACGGCUCAACAAAAAAAGCCCGAGGAAAUAGCUAACUUACGCGCAGACAUUGUGUUUUGCUUCCCUGGUUAAUGUUCUCCAAGGAAAGAUUACAUGUGCGGGAUAGUUAACUAUGAGACGGCUUACCGCCUUUCUGAGGUCUUCUUAUUUUCAGCCAAGAUUCUGAUUGAUUCGAAUUUUUCUUUCAAAAAGGGAACGACUCUGGCUUUAUGUCUCUCCUUUGCCAUUAGUUUCUGUACCAUGACGUUUUAAUCCGAAUUGUUUUGCGGGGUGUAAUCUGCGAUUACACUUCACUAUCAAAAUAGUAAAUAUGGCGUCCAUCUCCUCUUAGACCUCGAACUAAUGCCCCUCAGCAACGUGAAUUUAUCCUCUUGAUACAGUCAUGCUUACCCAUGGGCUAAAUAAAGAAUACACGAUGUCUGAAAAACUGCUAAAAUGUCCACGGCCUUAUGUUACGUGCAAGAAAGUCGCACUACGUACGUGUGAUUUCCUUCCCGAAAAGUGUACGUCAUCGAUCUGUCACAGGGAGCUACGUGAACUAGUGAAAGCACGGACAAGACGUUUCUUUCGGUCAACAUUUCAAUCAUGAUCAGGCAUAAUAAACCUUACAAUUAUAUGUUACCAUUUGCGCUUUGUUCUGACAGUUAAAUAGUUUUUCUUGGCUGCGAUUAACAUGGUUUUUGGCGAAUAUUCCCUUCAAUGGAACGAACUACACCCAAUAACACAAGAAUGCAAAUAUUCCCGCACUCCUGAAGAACCGAUCGAGAGAGAUAAAUAGACACCCCUUCCUGAAACAAGGUACAAACCCUAAGGGUGUACCCUUCUGAAUCAAUAAAAGGCUGGAAAAAGGAACUUCGGAACAUAUCUUGAGUCAACUUCGAACUCCGUUGCUUAAUCCAAGUUUAUUUUAGAACUCGGUUCGAUUAGUAAAUUCAGAUGGCUAACUUUGGUCUCUUUGAACAUCAACAAAUAUUGGAAAAAAAUUUGCCGAAUUUGUGAAGAGCGAUUGAAGAAGGCAAAAGAUAAGUAUGAGAACAGUUUUCUUUGCGCAAAUAGGACGGAGAUUAUUUUCACAGCCUUUGGUGUCAAAGUUCGUAAAGAUGACCUUGACAUGUGCCCUCCCAAGUUCUGACACAAGUGUUACAAGCUUGCUUUAAGAGGAGGCACACGCCUUGCAAUCAAUGUGUGGCCUCCACACAAACGUACUGGAAACUGCAAGAUCUGCAGUUUCUUUAAAGAUCAACAGAAACCUGAUAGGAAGAAGAAGACUAAACCUAAACCCAGAGAGGACUCAGCUGGACCCAAGGAACAAGUGGAAAUGGUGGAAGGAAUGUCUGGCACUUUAAGCUUCCAACCUAAACCAGCCUCACUCUCAUUCUCUGAGGAGGUAAAGAAUCUACAAAGCUUUAGAGGAUCAGAACCUCUUUACCCAGAAGAGUUUGUUGAAAACAUUAAGCGUGAGUAUAUGUGCCCAAUUUGCAAAGAGGUACUUGAUCAACCAGUCCAGACUAAAUGCCGAACUCCACACAUAUUUUGUGCUAGUUGUUUGUCAUUUUCUUUUCAAAUGUGUGGAUCCCUUUACCCGGUAUGCUGAACUGUCAUUGUAACUCCUAAUGAGUUCAUUGAGCCAGCCCUUUUGUUCUUCGCACCAUACUUUCAGAGUUAGCUUUUCGAUGUCCUACCUGUAAACACACAGUAAAACUUCACCAACUACCUCGGCAUCAAGAAUGUUGCAUUCAAAGCCCUACAACAGCACCCUCACACAUCUUCACCCCUUCACAAAGAUCAGUUCCAAUGACACCAUUCCCCCUUACCCUAGUGAAACCCAUAACUGCAGCAGAGGAAGAGGGACCAGCACAGGUAAAUGUACCAUCACUACAAGUAGAACCUACAACCACCACUGAUACAAAUACAACCUGCAGAGAACAACUGACAGUUGACCAACUACUAACCAGGAAGCUUAUGUAUCCCUAGAGGAGGAAGUUGGAUUGUUCAUCAUUAGACAGUUCCUUUCACAGUUUCAGGAUGGGACGACUAUUCUCCUUAAAACAGGUGGCCAGGUAAAAUAUUUUUUAAGUUGAAAAUAAAGACAUUCAUUUUCAAAACAAAAGAUAAGAUAAUCCAUUUUCAGCCCUUAGAAUUAGUGAAAAGGACCAAGGCAAGGAAAACAACUGACGAGCUAACAAUGAAAACUGCUGGACACAGAUCAAAGGUAGUAGCAGAGACCAGGACAGCUAUGAGUGGUGGUGCCGCUGAUACCCAGUUGAAAGAUGAACUGUAUACAAUGGGCAGACUGGAGAGGGAGGCACUACUGUAGGAGGCCUUGGGAAAGGAAUUUAAAAUCACCAUUCCAAGAGGUGACAUCCUAGUAAUGAAAGCAGACCUUAGGGAAACAUGGUACAAGGUUAGAAAGCUUAGGAGGUAAGAAAAACGAACUAAAAAUCAUUAAAAACCCCAAAGAUUUUCCAAAGACAUUAGAUAUCAGUAACAGUAAUUGUUUUGAGUUUGUAUCCAAAUUUGCCAACUGCCUGAAUACCCUCAAUCUAUUUAGAAAAUUAUGAUAACUAUUAUGUCUCUACAGAUGGUUUGAUCAGUGGGGACUAUCCUCAGAGCGUAAAAUAAGCCAACAAAAGCAAGUUCAGUCCAUCACUGACCUUGCCAACUUGGUUUGUGAAAUGAUCCCAUUUGAAUUCAAAAAACCAGGUUGCCAUCCAAAGGUCAGGGAAGCAGAGUUUGGUUAUGUUACAGACCUGAACCAAUUCAUAAUCUUCAUCUGGUUGAAAAUGAAAAGUAUGAUAACAAAGAAAUACUUAAAAAAAGUAAAUGCAAUCACUAAAUAAAUGAUUGAAAUUAAACAAAGUUAGAUGUUGACUUUUGCUGUGAAUUAUAGUCUUAUUAGCAUUGGUUAUCAUUUUAGGAAUGAAAGGCUGACAUGGAACAAUGCAAUCCCAGAAAAUGAAGUGCGCAAAAAACUUGGAGGAGAUGCUGGUGGUGGGUCAUUUAAAAUGGCCCUCCAGAUUGCUAACCUGAGGCAUCCAAACUCUAAAACCAACACAGUGGUCUUUGCCAUGUUCCAUGCAAAAGAUAGUUGGGCUAAUUUAAAGACAGCUUUAAUGAAAUAUAAAGAACAAGUAAACACCUUGAAAGAAGCAACCUGGGCGUAAGUUAAAAAAAUAUACCACACUUUUAGUUAGUCUAGAGAAUAGAGACUUAAAAAAUAACAUUACUUAUAUUCUUCUUUUUGUUUUGCCCAUUUCUAGAGGGAAAAAAUUUCCUGUUUGGUGACUAUGAAUUCCUGUGCAAGUUAUUUGGAAUAGCUGGUGCCUCAGGUAUGAUCUAGACAGUAAUUCACAUAUACAAAUAAUUACGAUUUAGCAAUUCAAUAAAAGAAUAUAAAUGUAGCCUCUACUUUAUAUUACUAUUUCUGUGAAACAGGUUUCCACCAUGAUAAUUGUAUUUGCAGACAAAUAUCCAUGUCUUUGGUGCAAGAUAAAUCAUGAAGUAAUGCAAGUCUCUUGCCAUAAACAUGGGCAUGCUGAAAAUGAAGCCUUGAAAACAUUCAAGAGGAUUAUGGUUAGUUUGUAGCAGAUGAACAAAUGGAAUUGGCUGCUUUUCAGAAAGACAAUGGACCACUAUCAGUUCAUUUGGAUGAGGUUCUCAAGAAAAUGAAUGUUGAGAGACAAGCUUACAUGGAAAAUCAUUCAUUGGUAACCAUGUGCACACUUGUUGCAAGGUAACACAAAUUCUACCAUUAGAGUAGAAAUUUGUUGUGUCACAAAAUUCUAAUGAAUUGUUGCGUUUUUUUGGGGAGGGUAGGGAGACAUCAUUAAACUAUGCAGCGCUGUGGUGACAAAAACAGUGGAGCAGUGUCCUUCCUUUCUCAAGCAAGAGAAAUUAGCGUGAAACUCGAACAAGUUUUCAAGUUAUUUGCUGCUUGCCACUUUGUCUAUGACAGUGCAGACUAUCUCAAUGAUAGCAACAUUGAUAAGAUAGGUAAGCGAAAGAAAAAACCAGACUUUCAUAGAAAACAUGAAUACGGUAAUAAGAUCAUGUCUUAAGUUCACCUUUUCUUGUUUUCUCGCAGAAGAAGACAUCACAAAUUUUCUUCAAUUCCUUAAGGAAAAAUUCCCAGACAUGACGAUCACACCAAAGCUGCAUAUGCUAGAAAAUGUUUGCCCUUUUCUUCGACAAUGGCACAUGGGCCUCGGAUUCUAUGGUGAACAAGAGAUUGAAGGAAUACACUCUGAAUUCAAUACCCAGUCCCAGCAUUUUGACCAUGUGAAGAAAAAGGACACGAGAUUGAGUCAAAUCCUUGUUGACCACCACAUUGCCACGAGUCCGGAACUAGCAGGGAAAACGAGAAGGGAACGAGUAAAACUCCUUCCUUUUCACUAGCAAUGUAUCGGUUCGUUGACUAAGAACGAGUACCAUGUGUGUAAAUUUAGUGUUAUUUAUUUGCUCAAGUUCUAAUUUAGACGAAUAAAAGUAUAACCGCACUCUUUGAAAUCAAAACUAAACCUUUCCAGUCGUUUGCAGGCUGUUUCGCUUGAAAUUCAGUACCUCCGAGAUUCAAAAUGGAGUCGCAUAACGCCCGAUCUUGACAUAUUAAAAGCGCCUCGAAUGGAGUCUCAAACAAUGCGGAUUAGAACACUUACCUCUAUCAGUUGUUCAGUAAAGUUUCAAGUCUUCUCUUGUGACUCUUGCUUGGCUAGAAAAAAUUCGAGCCUUUUCCAAAUUGAAAUCAAAGUUUUCAGUUGAUUUCAUAGGGUGUGCUUCUUAGACUCCACUAUAGCAACGUGUUUUCGUCGAACACAGGCAAAAUUUGACCGAUUUUACUCAAAUUUUAGACGCAAGUGCGUCUUCCAUGAGCAUGCAUCCGCCACUAGUCUACCGUAAGCGUAAGUACUAAAAUAUGGAACGACCAACUAAAACCACUAGCCACUAAAUACCUGUCUGCGGUGAAAUACACGAAUGGCUCCAGUCUGGUCGUCCGCCUAAACUGACUAAAUGAGUUUUAUCAGCGGAGCUUGUCAGCGGAUGACUUUUUCAUCGCUGGAAUAUCGCUGAACGACCUCGCUGAACAAGCUAGACUCUGCCUUCUCUUCAUUAUGUAAGUAGCCAUUUCUUGUUUGACUCAUCGGCGUUUUCCCAUUGAUAUUUCAUUGUUCCGCUUCGAGACACGCGGUUAACCAUACUCACGUGCAAGGAGUUAAGAUAUAAAUUAUUAACUUUUACUAUUUUUAUCAUCCAAUCACAGGUCGGAGCCAUUCCUGUAUUUAUUCGCUUGUCCUAAAACCACCUAAAACCACCUAAAACCAUCUAAAACCACUUAAACCCACUUAAAACCACCUACAACCACCUACAACCAUCUACAACCACCUCAAAAAUUUCAACAAUCACCUACAACCACCUCAAAAAUAUCUACAGCCACUCGCAAACUAUAAAUAUCUAAAACCAUCUAAAACAAGGCAUAAAUGUCUAAAAUAAGGCGAGACGACAACAUGUCACGUACACAAAAUACGAGAAUCGAACGAAACCUCCUCCUCCCCCUGAAAUCUUACUCUCCCUGGUCCCAUGCGUAUAAUGUGUAUAAUCAACCAUCUCACGAAAUGAAAUGCGAUAGUAUGCUAAUUAUUUUAUAUUCCCUCGGUAGCAAAAGACUUAAAAAACUUUAUAAAAUGGACUAUCAAGUUACAAAAAAUAAUAAAGUGAAAUAACAAACUCGUAGUCAAAACUGACUUGACCUGGCUUUUUCAACCCUGGGUACCAGCAGACGUUUUGGCUCACGUCUAGAAAAAGUAUGAGUAAGAAUGAUCAAUGUGCGUGCCUUCGGGAUCUUCCUCUGGCACGAACGCCAUUGUGCUGGCAUUCAUACAGCAUGCAGUUGUACGAGUGGUGCCACUUACGCAAUAAUGACUCACGUUUUGCUUCAAUUACCUUUCCAGUGCUGAGAUUAUAAAUAGAGAAAAACACUACCUUGGACCAUUACGUAAUCAAAUGAAACGUGAGCCAAAACGUCUGCUUGUAAAAUUCUUUAGGUCUUUUACUACUGAGGUAGUAAAAAAUAUAAUUGGCAUGCUCUCGCAUUUCAUUUCGUGAGAUGGUUGGUUGUACACAUGGGACCAGGGAGAGUAAGAUUUCAGGGGGAGGUGGAGGUUUCGUUCGAUUCUCGUAUUUCAUGUACGUGACGUGUUAUCGUUUCGCCUUAUUUUAGAUAUUUACGCCUUGUAUUAGAUGGUUUUAGAUAGUUUGCGAGUGGCCGUUGAUUUUUUUGAGGUGGUUGUUGAAAUUUUUGAGGUGGUUGUAGAUGGUGUAGGUGGUUGUAGGUGGUUUUAGGGGGUUUUAGGUGGUUUUAGGUCGUUCCAUGUUUUAGUACUUACCACUCGUCUACGCAAACCCGACACCUAACGUCUUCCGUGACUUCAUCCUAAUUUAUGCAAAAUAAUGCCACUUCAUCAUAUUUGUUUUUUGCGAAGUGGACGUGUCAGCGUGAAGGUUGUCGAGAAAAAAAACAACACUGAAGUGAAUUCAUUUUCCAUUUUUCAGGUAAGUUUGCAUUUUUAAUUCAGCGUCCGAUUUCAAAUAAAUGUUUUCCUUUAAGGAUAUAGAAAAAGAUUAUGAGCGAUUUUUGGUAUAUAUUAAGAUGAGGACGAUGUUCGAUUGGCAUCGCGUCUACGAAAUCCACGCGGUUUCUGCCUGCAUUUGUAAACAGUGCCACGGUCAACGAAAAAAGUUGGAUCAUUUGCCGUAGUUUUAGGCUCUUAUUUCUUUAAGAGAUAGUUAUGCUGCAAGCGUGAGGAAAGAGCGACUCUUUUCUCAGUCGACAGAAUCGCUACAAGAAACAACUACCUUUAAUUUAAGUGACUAAACGUCCGGCAGCCGGACACGGUCUUGAUAAAUUCGCAGCACCGUUCGCAAAAAGACCGAAGGUUGAAGGCGGACAAUCUUCUUGGCCCAAGUAUAUUAAGACAGUGCACCUGGUCUUCAGCGAGAGUUUUAACGGGCGGCAAGACAGGUUAGCUAACUAGACCCUGUGAGCAGGGUAACUGGGAUACCUGGAUGGUACUGGAUCCGUGGAAUCAAGUGUAGUGGUACUACGCGUGUCGGACUAGUAUACUGAAAUAGUGAGCUCAAGUCUGGCCAAGGGCAUACACCUGUCUCAAAACAUAGGCAUGCUAUGCAUGCAAGAGUUAUUUUUUGUAGGGUGGGUGGAUUACUUGAAACAUUGUAAGUGGUCUACAUUCUUACAAAAGGAAAGAAGAUUAUUAACGCGGGAAAGAAUGAAAAUGUCGAAUUACCUCACACACAGGUAUUUUGUGGCAGAUUAUGUGUGUUGUGCGAAUAAAUGUAACCAAAAAUAAACUGUAUUUGUGCCACGGAUACCAGUUAGUACAAAAUGUAGACAGCAGACUGCAGACCGGAUACAAAAUAUAGACUGCAGAGUGGGUAAAAAAUGCAGACUGAGAAUCUGAAGAGUUUUUACGUCUGGUAUAUAAUAACAUGUCAUCUUACAGCUUACCGAGCGUCACGCAAUCGCUUUUCCGCGAUCAGCCUUCACGAUUAUUUGCACUAUUGUGGAAAAUUCCUGGCCCAUUUCUGGAUGAAAAUCGAUCGUAAUAUAAUUUCAAGCCUUCAACAUAGUCUUCUUACUUUGCGCGCGAGUUGGUUGGUGUGAUGUCUGUACAGAUUUUACCAAUGUAAUAAAUGUAGAUGACGUGAAUAAUAGUGAUGGUAAAGCAAGCUUAAAACGGCAACAAUCGCCAGAAACUACAACGGAUACACAGGGUAUGAGUAAGUCUUAUUGAUUUUUUCGAGAAAAAUCUUCAUAUUUCGAAAUAUUUAUCGUUGUAAAUCGACCAUACUUCGUUCCCUAUACUAUUCCUUAUAACGUGUUCAAAUUUUCAACGGUUCCUAGAAUAACUUACUCUGAGUCACACAACGCGUGACGCGUUCGUGAAUUAAUCGUUGGCUCUUUCUCGAAACGUGACCUUGGGUCUCCUGUGACAAGACAAUUGCGUAAACAAUACUUGACAUAAUAACAUUAUACAAAAAAAAACGGGAUUUUGGAUCAUGUAUUUAUUAAAAAAGAAUAUCCAUACAACUACAAUGAAAAUAAACAUAAGAUUCACCUUUCUGAUCGUGAAAUUAAUUCCAUUCGCACUGUUAUCGUAGCUACGUUCCCAGGCAUCAAGUGAAUCCAAAAUGGCGUCUUUCUUCACUAGCAGUUUCAUUUGAAUUUUGUUCUUCAGUCUCACGGUAGUAGUGUUGUUCAAUAGAUUGCAUAGAGUAUAUGCAGUUUGGUUUCAGAUUUCAGAUUUUGCUUUUUACAACGAGUUUACGUUUUCAACUAAGACAUUGGCAUACUUGGCAUACAAGACAUACAAGGCAUUUAAUGCUUUCAUGGCUUUCAAGCGUUCGCGAUUCUGUCCGAUCCAAAAUUACCGCUCAAUAACAUCUUUUUGUGUGGAUCGGCCGCGAACAAUACGACUUGUGUAUGCGUCUAUAAGUAUUUUGAGCGUUUGCCCCAUAAUGCUUCAGAUGAUCGUAAUCCAAUUACGUUGAAAUACAAAACGACUGACAAAAUAGUUUUAUGGGCAAAAAUCUCGUGUUCGUCAUGUGACCCGGCCCUGUCCGUGCUUGACAACGUCAAUCAUCAUCAAGAUAGCACGCGUGAUCAGCAUGUGAACACCUCAUUGGAUCACAGUUAGUUGUCAUGGUGUUGAGGGCCCAAUGACCUCUGGGUACUAUUGCGCAAUUUUUCCAUUUUGUGGCGGAGGAAAAAAACAAAAAAAAAAAAAAAAAAAACGACAAAAAAACAAAGGCAUUUUAUGACUGGGCUACCACAGGUAUCCCAGUAAAAAGUCAUCACACAUUUUCUUGCAAAAGAGUGACGUCACGGAAAACGAUUAGCGUCAGGUUUGGGUAGACGUUACCUCGCCUCCGUUUUACCUUGGAGGGGGGAGGGGAGGGAAGGGUACAGUAACACACUUAGGCUGGAUCAGUUGUCACCAAAACGCUUUUCCACAUAAGCAAUCUAUUAAGAAAAAGUGCUGCAUGUCAAUGUCUACGCAGUGUAUACGUGAUAUUUGAACUGUUGGAUUUGCAGAAACAAAAAGGCUCUGAGAUACUAACGUACGUGCAUGUAAUAUCUUUAUAUACUUUAUAAUCACCGCUCUGAUUCUCAAUCAAAGUCAAUGUAGUAAAACAGGAGUCAGUUAAACAAGCGCAAUAAACGUUAGAGUUUCAAGAAUUGGAAUAAGUUUACUCGUUCUAAGAUUUGAUAGAACUCUCAUUUAAAUUGCGUUUGGCUACGAAUUAAUUGUAUCUUACUCUAUCAACAUAUUUUGAAUGUGAUCUUUAAAUCAGGUUGAUAUUUAUGUUAUGAUCCACGAACUACUGGAGGACUAUUAAAAGCCAAAAUGUUCUUCCACGGAAUGAUUUGUCUUAAGCCAAAUCCCACAAUGGUAUUCAAACAGACAAAAAAGAGCGUCUAUUACGGGGAAUCAUUUCAGUUCAUUGUAAUCUAAAGCUCAAGAUAAAAUGAUCCCUCAGUCGGAAAGUAAGUAAAACGCGGUUAUUCCAUUAUUCCUAUAUACUUCGAUGAGAAAAUCUGCAUGUAAACGUCUCCAAAAUGUUUUACUUUGUUUAGUUCACGCGGGACAUAGGAUAAUGCCUUUCACACUCCGGCAUAUUGCCAACGGCGGCCAAUCCUUAACAACCCGUUAACGUUGAUAGUUUCAAAGAGGCCUGUCAUCUCGACAAAGCGCUUUUAUCCUGUAUGAGACAAGAAAAAUUUCCAGAAAAAGGCUUCUCAAGCGCAGUUCCACGCACACGCAUUCCAAAUUUUGUUUUUAAUCAUCUCCUUAAGUUUUGCUAAAUCAUUUCUAAAACUCAAAAAACACUCGUGAGAAAGAAGUUUACGAGUCAUCUGGACAAAGCACUUUUAUCCUUUAUCAAGCAGGAAGAUACAAUUAAUUCCUGUCGUCUAGACAAAAAGCUUUUAUCCUUUAUCAGGCACACACAUUUUAGCGUAAUGUGAGAGAGAAGUUUACGAGAACCGAUCAGUCAUCAAGUUCGUGUUUCUCUGAUAACGUAAAUCCGUUGAAAUUGUUUCCGAAAGUACUUUUGUAAUGGAUAUGCAAGUAUUGUUUUAUUAUAUUUACAUCAUCAAAUAAUUACCAUUUUGUGGUUAGUAGUAUAAUAGAUAGCGUGUUUGAGAACAUUUUUUACAUAAUGGUCUCGAACCGCCAUCGGGUAUUCUUCUACUCUUUUUGUUACUUUUAUCUAAAUACAUGCAGGUCUCCAUGCCGAUUGUAAGGUAAGUUUGAUUCCUGACUUCGCUGAGAAAUAUUUUUGACUAAUUAACUGCUCGGAGGAUACCUCCGAAUUUCGAUCAGUUCGUCCAGUCUACGCAAAAUUGACGUGUUGUUUGAACUAUUGGGUCUGCAGAAACAAAAAGGCCUUGAUAUACUAACAUACACGCAUGUAAUAUCUUACACUUGUCUAAACUGGCAUUGAUUGAAGAUGCUAGGAAUGAAAAUAACCUCAUCAGGUGUAUUAAGAACUAAGCUUUUUUCCUUCGUGUGAAGGCGUUGUUUGGACUGUGAUUCUGUUAGCAGGAAUGUUUGAAAAUAAUAUUUCCAUAUUUCACCGAUCUGAUUCUCAAUUAAAGUUAAUGUGGUAAAACAGGAGUCAGUUAAACAAGCGUCAUUAACGUAACAGUUUAAAGAAUUGGAAUAAGUUUACUCAUUCUAAGAUUUUGAUAGAAAUCUCAUUUAAAUUGCGAUUUGCUACGAAUUAAUUCUAUCUUACUCUCGCAACAUAUUUUGAAUGUGAUCUUUAAAUCAGGUUCACAUUUAUGUUAUGAUCCGCGAACUACUAGAGGACUAUUGAAAGCCAAAAUGUUCUUGAUCUGGAUAAUUUGUCUUAAGCCAAAUCCCACAAUGAUAUUCAAACAGACAACAAAGAGCGUCUAUUUCGGUGAACCAUUGCAGUUCAUUGUAAUCUAAUGCUCAAGAUAAAAUGACCCCUCAGUCGGAGAGUAAGUAAAACGCGGUUAUUCCCUUAUUCCUGUAUACUCCGCUUAAUCUGCAUGUAGACGUCUCCCAAAUGUUUUACUUUGUUUAGUUCACGCGAAACAUAGGAUAUGCCUUUCACACUCCGGCAUAUUGCCAACGGAGGCCAAUCCUCACCAAUCUGUUGAUGUUGACAGUUUGAAAGAGGCCUGUCAUCUGGACAAAGCGCUUUUAUCGUUUAUGAGACAGGAAAAAUUUCCAGACAAAGGCUUCUCAAGCGCGGUUCUACGCACACGCAUUCCAAGUUCUCUUUUUUAACCAUCUCCUAAAGUUUUUUUAAAACUCAAAAAACGCUUGUGAGAAAGAAGUUUACGAGAAUUGAUCAGUCAACAAGUUCGUGUUUCUCUAACAACCUGGUGAUGGUCACGCUAUGAAAGAGGCCUGUCAUCCGGACAAAGCGCUUUUAUCCUUUAUCAGGCAGGAAGAUACAAUUAGUUCUUGUCAUCUAGACAGAACACUUUUCUUCUUUAUUAGGCAGGAAAAAUUUCCAGACAAACGUUUCUCAAGCAAAAGUUGCACGCACACGUAUUUUAGCGUCAUUUGCGUUUGCGCGAUGAAAUCUGUAUUGCAGUUAAAAGCAGACACACUCUACAAGAGUAUAUCAUUUACGAGCAAAACAAGCCGCGAACUACAUGCAACAUAAUCGUGAGCUUCAGACCUUACCGUGUUGGUCAAUGGAUUCCUUCUGACCUCAAAUUUCCUGACAAAUGGUUAGCCAACUUCAUCACAGAGGUCCAAAUUAAAUACAAAGAUAAGUUAGCGUUAUUGAUGGCUCUUCAACCACCAGCUGAAGAUGAAGAAACAGCUGAUGGUGAAACUCCGCCGAUAGUUGCUCACGGUACAGAAGAAGACCUCGGUCUCCAUCCACCUGUUCAAGAAUUAUUGAAAGCUAUCAUCUCCGAUCCCGAGAUCAACAUGUUCUUCCAUCAGAUGUUCUGGCAACAGUACAAGAUUCGAGAUAGUUCGAUAGGAACAAGGAUCCCUUGCUGGCAACUUAUGAUUAUUUUAAUCGACUACAUCAUGACAACAGCUCCAGAGUACAACAAAACCAGUUUGGUUGGUCUCCCCAUCAAUGUAAUCCUGAACUGGCCGAUGGCUACGACUGCUGGAUUUUCUGCUUUCCUCAACGACAAAGUCAACAGGUUGUUCAAAAGUAUUCUCAACUAUUGGGGAAAGUUUCUUUCCAGUUCUGCUUCUUGUCACGUGUUGACUGAUGAUCCUCGUCAUGGUUGGUUUGGUGAAGACGCAAUGCAAGCAAUGCCAAACUUCGUCCAAGAGUUCAAAUGCAAGCCUAAUGAAAAACAUUACGGUUUUACAUCAUGGGAUGACUUCUUCACCAGAGAGUUUCGUGAUGGCAUUCGUCCAGUAGCAUCUCCGGACGACGAUUCCAUUGUUGCGAAUGCCUGUGAGUCAGCGCCAUACCAGAUCUCUGCAGCCGUGAAAAAGAGGGACUUCUUCUGGGCAAAGCACCAACGGUACUCACUGGACUUCAUCCUGAACAUGAGUAACCUUGCCAAGCAAUUUCAUGGUGGAACCGUCUACCAAGCGUACCUAAGUGCUACCAGUUACCACCGAUGGCACAGUCCUGUGUCGGGCACCAUUUACAAGAUAGAACUCGUGGAU